AGAUCUGAGCUUGAAGACUCCAAACAGAGUCAGCUGAGGAUGUCGGCAGCUGUAUUGUCAUUAGAAUGGUUCAAAAACAACAUCUCAAGGGGAAACUGUGACUUGUCAAAAAGAAUCGGCUUUACGGCAGGUGUAUCCUCUAGCGGAAGUAGCUGGUCCUCUGGUAAACUGAUAUUCACCAAAGUGUUGUACAACCAAGGGAAUGGCUACGAUUCUUCAUCCGGGAUUUUCACGGCGCCCUCUGCUGGCGUGUACGUUUUUUAUGUUUCCAUAACUUCCUACAGUUCAAACGCAAUCUCCGUAGACAUAUCUCUCAAUGGGUACUCCCAAGUUACAGCCAGAUCAAACGCCGGAAGCGGAAGUGGUUACAGGUCUAGUUUCUCAUACUCGUAUCAGACUGGAACAAACAUGGCGGUCCUCUCCCUGAAGCGCGGAGACAGAGUCUGGAUUGCGUAUAAUUCAGGAACGGGAUAUUAUUCUGACUAUACUCAAAUCACAACAUUUUCUGGAUUUUUGAUUUAAGGUCGCUUCAAAGCUGACCACCCAGAAGGAAAAAAAAUGGAAAUACGAAUAAGUUUUUUUCAAUUUCAAAUUUAUAAGCACGUUUUUAUUUUUAUUCGAACACUUGCAUAUAUCUGUCAAUAAAUAACCAUUUGCAUCAA
Messenger RNA from Saccostrea cuccullata (small rock oyster), 662 nucleotides. RefSeq names its product complement C1q and tumor necrosis factor-related protein 9A-like. NCBI's taxonomy places the organism in Eukaryota, Metazoa, Mollusca, Bivalvia, Ostreida, Ostreidae. The transcript has 2 exons. The coding region runs from base 40 to 522 and encodes 160 amino acids. The record is from RefSeq and is a predicted model, not a curated record. Gene Ontology annotation, molecular function: protein binding.